AUGGCAGAACGAUCCGCAGACCGCGCUCCCUCGGUGAGCUCUUCUGUCACCGAGGCCGAUUCUUUUGACGGCCAAGAGAAGAAUGGCGAGGCCAGUUUCGUCAAGUUGAAGACCCCGGAGGAGAUGGAAAUCGGCGACGAUGUCGAGCGUGCAGAACUUCUGCCAAACCAAGAGCCAGCGCCCGCCGCGCAGCCCAAGGAGGCCUCGACGAGACAGGCCGUGGUGUGGAUGGUUGUGAACACACUGGCGACAAUUGGAAUUGUCUUCACAAAUAAAGCCAUCUUCUCCGAUCCUUCACUCAAGCUAGUUCAGCUUACCUUCGCGGCCUUCCACUUCUUCAUAACAUGGCUCACGCUCUUCACAAUCUCGCGGCCGCGAUUCGCAUACUUCGUACCCCGAAAGGUCGCUAUCAAGGAGAUCAUACCUCUCGCAAUCGCCAUGUCGCUGAACGUCAUCUUGCCUAACCUCUCCUUGGCCUUCUCAACCGUCACAUUCUACCAGGUGGCGCGGAUCCUGCUCACACCCAUGGUAGCGCUUAUGAACUUCGUACUUUACAGAGCCACACUUCCCCGAAUGGCCAUCUACGCCUUGAUUCCAGCCUGCGCCGGUGUCGGAAUGGUAUCCUACUACGAUUCUCUGCCCAGCGCUGAUGCCAGUGUGAAGACCACCAGCACGUUGGGGGUUAUUUUCGCAUUCACGGGCAUCUUCGCCAGCUCAUUGUACACGGUGUGGAUUGCCAGCUACCACAAGAAGCUACAGAUGAACAGCAUGCAACUGCUCUUCAACCAAGCCCCACUGGCCGCUUUCAUGCUCCUCUACGUGAUCCCAUUCGUGGACACUUUCCCCACGUGGACUGAAGUGCCUGUAAACCGAUGGGUCAUGAUCCUGUUUUCCGGCUUCUUCGCGAUGGUAAUCAACAUCUCUCAAUUCUUCAUCAUCGCCCAGACAGGUCCUGUAUCCAGCACAGUCGUAGGGCAUGUCAAGACUUGUUCCAUUGUCGCCUUGGGAUGGAUGUCAUCAGGCCGAGCCGUGGGCGACAAAUCCAUCAUUGGCGUUUUCAUCGCCAUUGGGGGAAUAAUUGGCUACUCCGUGGUAAUGCUUAAGCACAAAGCCCAACAAGCCAAAUCAUGA
Molecule: messenger RNA, 1131 nt
Organism: Drepanopeziza brunnea f. sp. 'multigermtubi' MB_m1
Lineage: Eukaryota; Fungi; Ascomycota; Leotiomycetes; Helotiales; Drepanopezizaceae
Cellular component (GO): Golgi apparatus
Molecular function (GO): nucleotide-sugar transmembrane transporter activity; antiporter activity
Source: RefSeq, a predicted model, not a curated record